UUUUUAGAUAAGUUUUUAUCUAUAAUUUUUCCGGGUUUUGUACUAAUUGUAAUCUAGAUUACAUUCAUUAAAUUUUCUUGAAUAAAAAUCCAAUCUUUUUUCUAUAUAUAAUAUAAUUUUUUGGAUUGGUUUUUGAUUGAAUAAUAAUUGAGGUUUUGAGCUCAAUGGCUGCUGGUCCUGAAGUUACUAGUGAAUCAAAAGUUGAUGUUAAUGUUGAUGUUAGUGAAGAAUCUUUAUCACCAAAAAAAACAGUGGUUUUUGAGAGUGAUAAUAUCAAUGUUAAUACUGGAACUGAUAAUUCAAAUGAUGAUGAUGAUAUUGUGAAUUCUGAUGAUAAUAAAUCAUCAUCAGAUAUGAAAUUGCAAAAAGAAAUAGUUGAUAUGUUUUCAAAUUUGAAGUUGAAUCCAAUGGCCAAAGAAUUCUUUCCAUCUUCAUAUCAAAAGGGUAGUGGUGAUCAAACUGAGAUUGGCCUUAAUUACUUUGCUCCUGCAUUUUAUGUCAAUUCUCAUGGAGAUGCAAUUGAUGGCUACCCGAAUAAUCGUAGAAGGAGAAACAACUAUAGCCAGGGCAGAAGACGGUUGAAUGGGAGAGCUUUCAAAGCUCAAAGAGAAGAUAGCAUCAAGAGAACCGUAUAUGUUUCUGACAUUGAUCAUAAUGUAACUGAAGAGCGACUGGCUGCUCUCUUUAGUGCAUAUGGACAAGUUCUGGACUGUCGAAUUUGUGGUGAUCCACAUUCACGUCUACGUUUUGCAUUUGUUGAGUUUGCUGAUGAGAAUUCUGCUAGAGCAGCUCUUAACCUUUGUGGGAUAAUGUUGGGCUUUUCUCAAGUUAAGGUCUUGCCUUCAAAAACCGCAAUCCUUCCUGUGAAUCCAACCUUCCUUCCCAGGUCGGAGGAUGAGAAAGAGAUGUGCGCACGGACUGUCUAUUGUACAAAUAUUGACAAAAAGGUUUCUCAAGCUGAAGUCAAAGUUUUCUUUGAAUCAAGAUGUGGCGAGGUUUCCCGCAUCAGGCUUUUGGGAGAUCAUGUUCAUUCAACACGCAUUGCUUUUGUUGAGUUUGUGAUGGCUGAAAGUGCAAUUAUAGCAUUGGAUUGCUGUGGCCAGACAUUGGGAAGCCAACCAAUCAGGGUGAGUCCUUCCAAGACGCCAGUUAGGCCUAGAGUGGUCCGUACUCUUCCAACCAACUAACCGUCCUAAUCAGACAUCCAUAUGCACCCAUUAAUCACUGGAGGCUUUGUUCCCGUGAAGUGGUGAUGAAACUUUAUGUCUCGUUUUUUUGUUCCCUUCGCUAUAUAGAUGUUAUGAGCCAAACAUUGCAGCUUCAUUUUUGAAGCUUUAGAGUGGGAAGACAAUCCCUUAAUUGAGAACAUGUUUUAUCUUUCUUUUCGGUUUCCUUCCAUCAUGUUUGAUUGCAGAAUGCAAUCUACAGACUAUGAGCACGGCAGUGUUGCUCGUGAAGAUUAUUAUUAUUAUUACGAGUUUAAGUUACUGUCUGUUUUUGUUA
This is a messenger RNA of Erigeron canadensis, 1503 nucleotides long. Its product is annotated as polyadenylate-binding protein-interacting protein 8-like. Gene Ontology annotation, molecular function: RNA binding. The transcript is spliced from 10 exons. Bases 165 to 1187 code for a protein of 340 amino acids. The record is from RefSeq and is a predicted model, not a curated record. Lineage: Eukaryota; Viridiplantae; Streptophyta; Magnoliopsida; Asterales; Asteraceae.